Drosophila ficusphila is the source of this 1382-nucleotide messenger RNA. RefSeq names its product mitochondrial thiamine pyrophosphate carrier (gene Tpc2). Gene Ontology annotation, molecular function: transmembrane transporter activity. The transcript has 2 exons. The record is from RefSeq and is a predicted model, not a curated record. Gene Ontology annotation, biological process: transmembrane transport. The coding region runs from base 214 to 1230 and encodes 338 amino acids. Lineage: Eukaryota; Metazoa; Arthropoda; Insecta; Diptera; Drosophilidae.
UCUUUUUGUCAGAAAAUUAUUUUGUACUUCAAUUUUGACAUAUUUGUAUUUUAUUUAAAUCUAAAAGAGUUUCGAGUAAUGGACGCAGAGUUAAACCAACUUGCUUAGCCCAUGUUCACUUGAAUAUUUUUACAGUUUCAUAAAAUUAGCUUGCGGAAUGACAACACACCAUAUCGGUCUCGUGUGCACCUUGACCAGGCCCUGCACUGCUGGAUGGCCCUUCGUCUGUGGCCCCGUCCUCCGCUGAUGCCUCAUCCGACGACCGACAACUCAGGGCUGAUCCAGGUAAUGCAGGCCGUCGGCGGCGGAAUCGCCGGAGCCGCCACGCGCACCAUAACGCAGCCUCUGGACGUCCUCAAGAUCCGCUUCCAGAUGCAAGUGGAGCCGCUCACCAACCGCAAGGGGUCCAAGUACCGCGGCAUCCUCCACGCCUUCCGCUCGGUGUACGCCGAGGAGGGGAUGCGGGGCAUGUUCCGGGGCCACAACUCCGGCCAGGUGCUGAGCAUCUCCUACGCCCUCGUGCAGUUCUGGUCCUACGAGCAGCUCCGCUCCAUGGCCCACCAGUCGGUCUUCUGGAACGAGCGACCCUUCCUGAUGUUCUUCGUUUGCGGCGGCCUGGCCGGAUGCCUGGGCGCCUGCGCUGCCCAGCCCUUCGACGUGGUGCGCACCCAGAUGGUGGCCGCCGAUCCCUCCUCGCGCCGCAGCCAGAUGAGCACGUGGAGCGGGCUGCGGCGGGUCUACCGGACGGAGGGUUGGGACGGCUUCACGCGGGGAAUGUCCUUCACCCUGGUGCAGAUCUUCCCGCUGGUCGGCGCCAACUUCUUCUUCUACAAGUACCUCAACGCCCUGGUGCUCGCGGCCAAGCCGCCCGAUCUCCGCCAGGAGAUCCACGGCGCCUUCCUCUUCAUCAACGGCGCCUUGUCUGGCGUGGCGGCCAAGAUGCUCGUCUACCCGGCCGACCUGCUCAAGAAGCGCAUCCAGCUGAUGGCCUUCAAGCAGGAGCGCAAGACCUUCGGCCGCAACCCCGACUGCCCCACGCUCCUGGGCUGCAUCACGACCACGUUCCGGGUGGAGGGCAUCGGCGGCUUCUACAAGGGCAUGUCGCCCACCCUGCUGAAGGCCGGGCUGACCAGCGCCGUCUACUUCACCAUCUACGACCUCUUCAAGCGCCACUACAUCGCUCCUCUGCGGGAGCCCGACAAGGGCCGCCAGAAGCGCGGCAAGACGUAGUCUCCACUUGCCCGUUUCAUCGUGGAACUGGACCAGCUUCGAGUGAGGAUGCGCGGAAUAUGGAUGAGCGAACGAGUCGAAUAUAAGUUAAAGGUCCCGUGGACGGUGUGAAUUGGGGGGCAUGAGCAGUAGACUAGACGACCAGAUGGCCA